CUAAUCCAGAGCGAGGCCCCAAUUCUCUUCAAUUCUAUGAAGGCUGACAGAGCUGAGGAAGCUGCAGAAAAGUCUGAAGCUAGGAGAGGUUGGUUCCUGAGGUUUAGGGAAAGAAGUCAUUUCCAAAACAUAAAAGUGCAAGGUGUGAAGCAGCAAGUGCUGACGUAGAAGCUAGAGCACGUUAUCCAGAAGAUCUAGCUAAGAUAAUUGAUGAAGGUGGCUAUGCUAAUGAGAGCUUUUUAUUGUUGACCACACAGCCUUAUAUUGGAAGACGCCACCUAGGACUUUCAUAAGCUAGAGAGAAGUCAAUGCCUGGCUUCAAAGCUUCAAAGGGCAGCCUGACUCUCUUACUAGGGGCUCAUGCAGCCAGUGCUCAUUUACCACUCUGAAAAUCCUAGGGCCCUUAAAAACUGUGUAAAUCCCCUCUGCCUGUGCUCUGUAAAUGGAAGAACAAAGCCUGGAUGACAGCACAACUGUUUACAGUAUGGUUUGCGGAAUAUUUUAAGCCCACCUUUGAGACCUCCUGCUCAGAAAAAAAGACUCCUUUCAGAAUAUGGCUGCUCAUUAACAAUGCACCUGGUCACCCAAGAGCUCUAACAGAGAUGUACAACCAGACUAAUGCUGUUUGCGUGUCUGCUGACACAACAUCCAUUCUGCACACCUCAUGGAUCAAGGAGCAAUUCUGACUUUUAAGUCUUGUUAUUAAUCAAGAAAAACAUUUCAUAAAGCUGUCGCUGCCAUAGGUAGUGAUUCCUCUGACGGAUCUGGACAGAGUAAAUUGAAAAACUUCUAGAAAGAAUUCAGCACGCUAGAUGCCGUUAAGCACAUUUGUGAUUCAUGGGAAGAAGUCAAAAUAUCAACAUUAACAGGAGUUUGGAAGAAGUUGAUUCCAACCCUCAUGGAUGACUUUGAGGGGUUCGAGACUUCAGUGGAGGAACUAACUGCAGGUGUGGUGGAAAUAGCAGGACAACGAGAAUUAGGAGUGGAGCCUGAAGAUCUGACAGAGUUGCCUCAAUCUCAGAUAAAACUCAAUGAUGAGGAGUUGCUUCAUAUGGAUGAUCAAAGGAAAUGGUUUCUUGAGACAAAAUCUACUGCUGGUGAAGAUGUUGUGAAGAUUGUUGACAUGACGACACAGGAUUUAGAGUAUUACAUAAACUUAGUUGAUAAAGCAGUGGUAGGGUUUUAGAGGAUUGAUUCCAAUUUUGAAAGCAGUUCUACUGUGGGUAAAAUGCCGUCAGCAUUGUGUGCUAGAAACCACGCGUGAAAGGAAGAGUCAGUCGAUGUGGCAAACUUCACUGAUUGUACAAAAUUGCCACAGCCACCGCAACCUUCAGCAACCACCACCCUGAUCACUCAGCAAGCAGACAUCAACAUGGAGGCAGGACUCUCCAUUAACAAAAAGACUACGACUUGCUGAAGGCUCAGAUGAUGGUUAGCAUUUUUCAGCAAUCAGACCUCCGUGAGUGAAAGCCUUCAGAGGGAAGCUGCUAAGAAGCAAGCAAUGAAACAGACCAAACUGGCGAUCCAGAAGGCCCUUGCAGAAGAUUCCACUGUAUAUGAAUAUGACAGUAUUUAUGAUGAAAUGCAGAAAAAAAAGGAGGAAAGUAAUCCCAAGUUGCUUUUGGGAAAAGACCGAAAGCCCAAGUAUAUUCACAACUUACUAAAAGCAGUUGAGAUCAGAAAAAAGGAACAGGAAAAAAGAAUGGAAAAGAAAAUACAGAGAGAACGAGAAAUGGAAAAGGGAGAAUUUGAUGAUAAAGAGGCGUUUGUGACAUCUGCUUAUAAGAAAAAACUACAAGAGAGAGCUGAAGAGGAAGAAAGAGAAAAGAGGGCUGCUGCACUUGAAGCACGUUUGGAUGUAACCAAGCAGAAAGAUCUCAGUGGAUUUUACAGGCACCUAUUAAAUCAAGCAGUUGGUGAAGAGGAAGUACCUACAUGCAGCUUUCGUGAAGCCAGGUCUGGAAUAAAGGAAGAGAAAUCAAGGGGUUAUUCUGAUGAAGUAAGUUCAGAGCACAGAGUACCGCAUGAGAAAUGCAUUCUUCAAACUGUUGUGAAAGUGGAGGAAAACCCAGAUGCAGACAGUGACUUUGAUGCUAAGAGCAGUGAGGAUGAUGAAAUGGAAGAAAAUAAUAAAGUGAACUGCAGAAGGGAAAAGGGCACAGAGACCUCUGAGAAUGAUUCCAAGCAUCACAGGAAUCAAAGCUACUCACGGUCAUCUAGUGAAGAAAGAGAGCAUGGGACCAAAGCCCACACAAAAAGUUCAAAGUCAAGAGAAUAUGAGAAAAGGGAAGAUCAGCAUCAAGAGAGACGGUCCAAGGACCAGGAGAACUAUUACACUGAACGUGAUUACCGGAAAGAAAAAAAGGAUUCCCAUAGGCACAGAGAGGCCAGUCAUAGAGAUUCCCACUGGAAGAAGCACGAACAAGAAGAUAAACUGAGGGGAAGAGACCAUAGAGAAAGAAAUGACAGAGAAUGGAAAAGGGAGAAAGACAGGGAGAAAUAUCCCCCAAGAGAACAAGAAAGAGAGAGACAGCAAAAUGAUCAUGACCGACACAGUGAGAAAAGAAGAGAGAAGGAAGAGAAAAGCAAAGAAAGGGAAGAGCAUAUGAAAGCAAGGAAAGAAAGAUAUGAAGACACUGAUAAAUACAGAAAUAGAGAAAAACGGGAAGUAAGUGUCCAGUCAUCAGAAAGAAAUCAAGACAGAAAGGAAAGCAGCCCAAAUUUUAGGGCAAAGGACAGGUUUCUUGACCAGGAAAGAUCCAAUAAAACGAGAAACAUGGAAAAAGACAAAGAAAGAAACCCAGAGAAACCCUCUAGUUCUGAAACCUCACUGGGAGCAAAACACAGACACACGGAGGAAUGCCAAGAGAUGGGCAAAGAACAAGAGAGAGCACAUGAGGCAGUGAGUAAGUUUGCAAAGCGGAACAAUGAAGAAACUGUGAUGUCAGCUAGAGACAGGUACUUGGCCAGGCAAAUGGCUCGGGUUAAUUCAAAGACAUAUAUUGAGAAAGAAGAUGAUUGAUGACUGCCCCAAUAGAAAGACCUAUGGAAGCACAGAAAAUUAUGACUCCUGGAACAUGCUGUGUGAACACAAAGGAGUGUGUUAACAGUGGUUGGAAGGGUUUUUUUUUUUUUUUAAAUUAAACUUUUUAUUUUGAGAUAUUUAUAGGUUCACAUGCAGUUGUGAGAAAUAAGACAGAGAUCUCAUGUACCCUUUACCCAGUUUUCCUGAAUGGUAACAUCUUUAUCAUAACCAUGAUAUUGACAUUGUUCUGUCAAGAUACAGAACAUUUCCAUCACCAUAAGGAUCCUUCAUGUUACCCUUUUAUAACUACAUCCACUUCCUUCGUACCCCCACCCCUCCUUACCCCCUGACAACUACUAAUCUGUCCCUCGUUUCUGUAAUUUUAUCAUGUCAAGAAUGUUAUAUAAAUGGAUCAUACAGUCUAUAACCUUUUAGAAUUGUUUUUUUCACUCAGCAUAAUUCCCUGGAGAUUCGUCUAGGUUGCUGCAUGCAUCAGUAGUUCAUAUUUUUUUUAUUGUUGAGUAGUAUUCCAAAGUAUAGGUGUACCACAGUUUGUUUGUUCCCCGGUUGAAGGAUUCUAUGCUGGUUCCAGUUGUUGGCCAUUACAAAUAAAUUUGUUAUAAAUAUUCGUGUACAGA
This is a messenger RNA of Equus caballus (horse), 3663 nucleotides long. Lineage: Eukaryota; Metazoa; Chordata; Mammalia; Perissodactyla; Equidae. The record is from RefSeq and is a predicted model, not a curated record.